Penicillium waksmanii is the source of this 1218-nucleotide messenger RNA. Its product is annotated as calcium-dependent phosphotriesterase. Bases 1 to 1218 code for a protein of 405 amino acids. The record is from RefSeq and is a predicted model, not a curated record. Lineage: Eukaryota; Fungi; Ascomycota; Eurotiomycetes; Eurotiales; Aspergillaceae. The transcript has a single exon.
AUGGCUGGAAUUCUAGGCCACCGGGUGAUCUUCUGGGCCUUUAUCGUCCUCGCCACAGGCGUGAUUUACAGAACGUACAUACACAACUUCAUCUUCCUCACCCUCGGUAUCGGACGAGAGAUCCAACCAAUCGAGGACUUCCCAUGGACCUGUACACGCGUCCGGCACUCUCUCUUGGAGGGCUGUGAAGAUCUGUGGCUCGAUGAGCAGGAUCGAAAACUGUACGCAGCAUGCAACAGCCUGGAGUCUCGCAAGGGUUGGUCGCCUGGAGGCAAUCUUUACAACAUCUCCGCGAGAUCCCGCACGGAUCACAUCGCUGUUAUCGAUGUUGACCAACCUGGCUCAGAUGGACUGUACGGUCUACGCCAGCUCAAAAUCGGCGGAUAUCAGGAUGAUCUUGACUUGCAUGGAUUUGAUGUCCGCAAGAUUGAAGGCCGGCUUCGGUUCUGGUUGAUCAACCACAGACCUCCUGUUGACCAUGUCACUGGAGAAUUUCUUGAUGCUCUGGUCGUUGGGGCAAAUUCUACUGUUAAGAUGUUUGAUCUUGAUGAGACCUCGGGCACGCUUGAGCAUGUUAAGACUGUGGCCAGCGAGGCGAUUUUCACGCCCAAUGGUGUGGCAGUGGAAGAAGAUGGUCUGGGAUUCGUGAUCACAAACGACCACAACACCAAGACUGGAACCUUCCGUGAUCUGGAAAUGCUGUCUGGAGGCGGAAGCCUCGCAUACUGUCGAUCUGACACAGGGAGAUGCCAUAUCGCGGCUGACGAGGGAUUCUCCAUGGCUAAUGGAAUAGCCCACGACAAGAAUGGCUACUACUACGUCGCUAACUCUGCGUCUGGCCUCAUCACCGUUCAUAAACUCGUCAAUAACGAAUUGAUCCAUGUUGAAUCGAUCAAUACCGGGUACCCACUGGAUAACCUGUGGCUUGAUGCAGAUGGCAACCUCAUUGCAGCUGCGUUCCCUGAUUCAAUUGCUUUUGUGAAAUCCAGCAUGGAUCCAUACAAUGUUGUUGCCCCUGCUACUGUUCUCUCGAUCAAUGACAUUGCAAAGCAGUUAAAGACAUCUGGAAAGAAUGUCAAAGUGUCAAAAUUGGCGGAGGAUAGAGAUGCUAAGAGCCUUCCCAGCUCGACAGUCGCUGUGCACGAUACAAAGGGUCAUAAGCUGAUUUUGGCGGGUAUAUUCUCUCCAUUCAUCACAAUUUGUGAGCAGUGUCUCUAA